UCCAUCAGCAGGAAGAACCUUAACACCAAUAGUUGUUUCAGAACCACAUUUUUAGCUAAACUUUCCUUCCAACAGUAAAAGAGAACCCACCCUAACUAACAGUGUUUUUGGGAAAGGUGUUUGUAACGUGAAAAAAACAAACAAGGAAGCUGGAGCACUCGGGUGAGGAGUGUUUUAUUGGUGCAAUAAUAAACCACACACGUCUUCGUCAGAGUUGUAACAUGUCGGCUUUAGGCUCGGAGGAGUCCCCAGGAUUAGUGCCAGCCUCCCUGAUCACAUGUCCGUGAUCCAGGUGACGGUCACACAAUCUGCUGCUCGCUGUCACACCUGCCAGCAGCCCCAGGCACGAAGAGACAGAUAAAGACUCCUUCCAUCCUUUCAGCAGAGCCUUGGCUUUGUCAUGCUGUCUUACUGAGGACCGGAUCGGUCCAGAGAACCACUGGAGCUCAGGUGGUAGGAAGAACUAAUGCACAUCAUCUGGGAAUUUUACUGGCAACCACCAAACGAGCAGACAGGGUACCCUGAUCUUUGAGACGGGUAUCGUUUCUGCUCGGUUCUACAGCAGACCUGCUGGAUGACAAAAAUCCUCCUUCAGCUUGAGGACUUUAAUCCUGUUCCGUCUGACUCUUCCUUUGUCCCAGUCGGGAUGGAGCUACAGCCUGGAGGACAGCGGGUCUGAGCUUUUAGAGGAACGCUCCCAGCACGCUGCUGCUGCUGCUGCACAAACACCAUGAGGGAUUCAAACAACUUUCACCCCUCGCUGUCCUCUGAGAGCCUCUGCAGCUGUUGGUCCUCCUGUGAGAGUCAGAGCAGCUAGCCUUGCCCCGCUGAGACAGAACACACCCAUCCAGAGGGGAGAUGAAGCCGGACGGGGUCGCCACAACAGCGCUGGAGUCCACGGAAACGUUGGAAUCCAAUCCGGUAGAGGAGGCAGCGCCGCCCACAGGGCUGGAGCCCCAACUGGCAGCCGUUCCGUCAGAGGAGAACUCGCCACAGCAGCCUGUCGGAGAGACGAGUCAAGUGGAGCCGCAGCCAAAGCAGGCCGAAGCAACUCCAGCUGCCAAACCCGGUAGCAAGGCUUCAAAAGACACCAAAGCCAAGACGACCAUCAAGGCCCUGGCGAAGACAAAACCCAGCACCACGGCGAGCUCAACCAAGACUGCGUCUGGCCCACGGCCAACCACGACCCAGGGCUGCAUCUCAAAUGGCACCACCAAGCCUCAAACUAACGGAGUGGCUAAGAAGACCGCACCUGCCUCCGACAAAAAGAGCCCUCUGACCUCGGUCUCCUCCAAAAGCCCAGCCGGGGCAGCCAGGGCCCCGGCUCCCAAGAGCACCACUAAAGUAGGGGAGAAGAAGCCCGCGGGGGCCGGCCCCGCUGCCAACAGUGCAAGGGCGACAAGCAAAGCACCGGCAGCCAAAAGGACAACACCCACCACGGCUAACGGUGUGAAACCCAGCGCCUCAGCAGCAGCCGCUAAAAAGCCUCCAGUGUCUAAGCCUGCCAACACAACGCCCACCAAGCCGAGCGCUGCUGCCUCAACCAAGCCCGACAAUCCUCCCGUCUCCAAGGCGCCCAGGCCCACGGCAUCGACCCGACUCGCUACUGGCUCUUCUCCAUCAGCGAGCACAGCCAAGACCUCCACUGCUGCAUCCAAACCCACCACCCCUAAACCCGCCCCCAGCAAGCCCGCUGCUCCCAAAUCAACCACCACUACGCCCUCUGCUGGCAAGGCUCCACCGACACAGGCAGCGAGAAACAAAACCCCGGUGAAAAAAGAUGUUACCAAGCCCUCCACUCCAGCAACCAAAAAGCCUUCGGACCCCCCUCUCGCUCGUCCUUCCUCUGCAACAAAGUCAGUCAAAGUAGAGUCAUCCGUGUCAUCUUCAAAACCAGAUGUUACCACCAGAAAACCAACCACACCAAAGGCUGCAGAGACCAAGGCACCAAGCCGCCCCAAAACACAGGAGAGUAAGUCCGCACCUUCCAAGGAUGCUUCAAGGACUCCAGCCACCAAAACAGCUGCAGCUAAGUCGUCCAGCCCCAAGAAGACCAUUGGAAGUAGCACCCCGACUCCGGUGAAACGAGCCCCCAAACCGGCAACAGCUGCUGAACCUGGAACAGAAAUAGCUGCAGCUGUAGCCGCCGCUGCAGCCAUCGCUACUGCAGCAUCUGCCAGGGCAGGACCAGAAGAGCUCCAGCCACCCGAAGCUGUAGAACCACCUGCUGCUGCUGAGGCUGUGCAAGAAAAAAUACCUAAACCCUCUCCAGAAACAGUGUCAGGAGCCGUGUGUGAGCCGGUACAGGAACUCAUUCAGCAACCCAUUCCUGAGCCCGCUGGGGAACCAACACCCGAGCCCGUUAGGGAACCGACACCCGAGCCCGCUAGGGAACCAACACCCGAACCUGUUAGGGAACUGACACCAGAGCCAAUUAGGGAACCAACACCCGAACCCGUUAGGGAACCAACACCCGAACCCGUUAGGGAACCAACACCCGAACCUGUUAGGGAACCAACACCCGAACCUGUUAGGGAACCAACACCCGAACCUGUUAGGGAACCAACACCCGAACCUGUUAGGGAACCAACACCCGAACCUGUUAGGGAACCAACACCCAAACCUGUUAGGGAACCAACACCCGAGCCCGCUAGGGAACCAACACCCGAACCUGUUAGGGAACUGACACCAGAGCCAAUUAGGGAACCAACACCCGAGCCCGCUAGGGAACCGACACCAGAAUCCAUAAAAGAAUCAACACCCGAGCCCGCUAGGGAACUGACACCCGAGCCUGUUAGGGAACCGACACCAGAGCCCGCUUGGGAACCGACGCCCAAGCCCUUUAGGGAACCGACACCUGAACCUGUUAGGGAACCAACACCCGAACCCGUUAGGGAACCGACACCCGAACCUGUUAGGGAACCGACACCUGAACCUGUUAGGGAACCGACACCUGAACCUGUUAGGGAACCGACACCUGAACCUGUUAGGGAACCAACACCUGAACCUGUUAGGGAACCGACACCUGAACCUGUGCACGUUCUAAGUUCUAACCAAAAGCAAGACGCAUCUUCUGAACCUCGGGUAGAAGUAUUUUUCAAGUCAUCAGCUGAACCAGAACUUAAGGCUGAACCUGCUUCUGGUUUACAGACGUCAGCCCAGGUGGACCCGUUCCCAUUUGAAGACCACACGUCUGUUCCUUCCUUGGGAACCACUGUUAUGUCUCCUCCUUGCUCUCCUCCAGCUCCUGCUUCUCCUGUCAGAGACUCUCACGUCACCUCUUCUCUUCUGGACAUGGAUGUCCAGCCCGACCCCUGGGACAGGAACCAAUCUCCCGUUUGUGUGGCGCCCCAAAGUUUAGUCAAUGUUGGAGAGUUUCAGCUAGAGGAGAGAAGGGAACAUGAGACAGGUUAUGGAUUUCAAGAGGAACAGGAGGAAGAGAAAGAAAACCAGUUUGUUUCUCCUUCUGUGGCUCUGGGGGCCUUUCCUCCUGCUGCACAGCCCCACAGCUUGGGGGAUUUUACCCGUAGAGACCUUGUCUCACCUCAAGAGAAGGAGGAGGAAGUGGAAAAGGCUGAGGAAGAGAUCAAUGAGGAUGAGGAGGACGACGAGGAUGAUGAUGAGGAUGUGGAUGAAGAAGAAGAGCAGAGAAGACCAGGACAGCAGCUUUCAUCCCUGAUCACCGACAUGAGCAUGAGCCAGCCCUCUGACGAGUUCCCGGCACGCUCCUCGCUGUUCGGUGGUUCUGCUGGGUGGGCUGGUGAUGACCUGCUGUCAGGGAUGGACUCGGAGGACGUGAGCAGCUGCACAAGCAGCCGCCAGCAGGGGGUGUCGGACCUCAGCAGCACCCAGCACACCGCCAUCCUGGAGGGAACCCAGAGCUCCGAUGCCCUGGUGGACUCCAGCCUCAGAGGGUCUGAGGGAGACGGUAAUCUGAUCGGUUCUCCCAACGUAGAAACUCUGGCCAAUGAGGAGGAGGAGGACGAUGAAGAGGACGACAGGGUGGAUGACAUAGACAUGAGUUCAGAGCAAGUAGAGGAACAUCAUAAAGAGUUCCAGGAGCAGAGACAGGAAGAGGAGGAGGAUGAAGAUGUGGAGAUGCACAGUGAAGGAGUGAUGGACAGCUGUGAGAAUGUAGACGAUGACUUUAAUGAGGAGGAUCACUUAGACGACAUCAGUGUCCCCCCUGCGUCCUCCUGGGGCCACACCCACACCAACCCGUUCUCAGAUACCUGGGCUCAGCCGGCCGCGCUGCUGUCCGUGUUGUCCCCCAGCCCCGUGUCCGACCGCGGCGCAGCAGAGUCGGAGACCCCCACCCAGUCCCCUGCCCAGGCCUGUGUGGACAGCACGGCCCCAUCCUUCCCUCCUCAGUUGGAGCGUGAACCUCACCACCACUCAGCACACGAGAUGAAGGACUCUGGUCCUGGAGAGGACCUGCUGGCUGUCCCGGCCACAGGUGUGUCCCCGUCCGCCCUGGCUGCCCGCAGCAGCAGCGAGACGAGCACCCCAGAGGACCUGCGGGACUACGACAGCAGCUCCGGGGUGGAGUCCCGCUCGGAUAAACAGCACACCCCUGUGCCUGUUCAGGCCCAGUCAGACUUGGACCAGGACUUGGGGAUUCAUUUGGAGAAAGGGGAUGGAGAAGAGGAGGAGGCAGAGACGCUCCCUGCUGAUGAAGUUUUAGGAACGGGGCCUCCAACCGCUCCCGCGUCUGCCCCGUCCUCCACCUCCACCUCCGGUGACGAGGCCAGCGACACAGAGGGCGAGAUCCAGAUCAAUGACCCAGAGGCUCCGAUGAUGAUGAUGAUGAUGGAGGAGAGAGCUGGCUUUGAAAGCCCCCCUCCCUCCUGUAACCUGCCGGCACUUGAGAAGGAGGCAGGAGACACGCCCACUGGAGAUGGCGAGGAGGACGGAGGCGGAGCUACUCCUCAGUCAGCCAAUUCCGUGGCAUCCUAUGGUUUCGACUGCACCACGUCCAACUCCAAUGCGCACUCCAUGGCUGAGAGCUGUGGGAAGAGCCCAGGAAUCUUCUCCCUGGAGAACGAGGAGCAGCUUCCAGAGGAGGCCAAGGACCCCUCCCUCAUCAAGGAGCUGACCCUGCCCUCGGCGGCCGCUGCUCAGAGCGAGAACCUGCUGGGCAGCGCCGUGGACCUGAUCCCUUUGGGCCACCCAGGUGUGGAUGACCAUCACUACUUGUUUGGAGGAAAGAUCGCAGGAGAGGGUCUGGAGGAUCCGCAGGAGUGCUCUAAGCACCCGGGGGCCCAGGAGCGUGAGGCCCCCGACAGCAGCCAGCCACCGUACUACUCCACCGUAUGUGAUAAGACUGAUAGUUUUCUGGAAGGUAACGUAUAAGUCCUUCUAUAAUCCCUGGAAUGCACCUUUAUCCUGCACCCCCUCCCUUGUCCCGCUGUUUGUGUUCGCUCCAGUUAGACGUCUUAGCGGAAAAAACGGAGAAGGAGAAGUAGAAAAAAAAAAGAGUUAAAAGGAGGUGGGGAGUAAGAGACUGUAGCGAUUUUUAAAUGAAGCCCUCCUGUUUAACCGUUGUGGUGGUUCUGGUUCCGAGUGCACGGCCAACGCCAGCCACCGCCGUUUUCUAGUCGAAUGUUCUUUUUACGUAACACUGCGUCUUCUGUGGCCCCGGCCGGGGUAAUGACUCACCGGUCCAACGAACCUUCACACCGACACCAGAAAGAGAAAAGCACUGAAGAGGAAUGGACUGACUGUAUUUAUCCUACUGUUUUUACCCAACAGGUGAUUUUUAUUUGAUUUUACUUUUUGUAUUUGUUUGUUUUUUGUCCUCCUCUGGUCCUCCCGACCCCGUGGACGUGCUCCGUGCUCCGCACCGUAGCCGUGGUCACAGACGCCUUCUUCACAUGUUUGGUUCUUGUUGCAGGACUUUUAGCUUUCAAAAUAAGAGCUUAGGUAUUAACAAAUAGGUGUGGGAGGAUUAGAUUUAAGGGCUGACCCAAAUGCUUCAAAGCGCUGUUGCCGUGGUGAUUCAGGUUCCACUGUGGUUCCUAAUCUGGGUAUCAUUACCACUGCAAACCAGUCCGCCUCAGCAAUGAAGUUAUUUAUUCUGCCUCGCAUCAGUCCGUGCAACACUCGCUAGCAUGAGCUAGUUGCAGCUACGCAUCUGGAAUCCUCCAAGUGUUCACCGAAGCUUUGAAGCCCCCCCCGCCCCGCCCCGGCGGUAUUUGGGUCAGCCCUCCUUAGAUAGCAGUUGGUGACGUUGUUUGUGUGAUCUGCGCUUGUUGCAUAGGCUGCUGAGGGAGAACCGUGGCGUCAUAUGCAGCGUGUGCUUGAGGCUUUCGUUUUGACGGAGCAAAGCUCCAGCUAGCCGUUUGCCCCAGAGCAGAGUCAGAGCUAGCGUUUGACUUACCGCGGUCCGCCGUAAUCGUCUGUGGCGGCCACGGGUGAGCUCUACACUCUACAGGUUUUUGUUUGUGUUUCCGUAGCAGGCUUUUGAUUUCCUCUCUGAACGGUAUACUGCAUGUUUAACUAACAACAGACUGUAAUUCUACCUGAAACGGUUCUACGGUAGAAUGGUUUACUCUAGGUUAUCUCUCAAAAACCCAUUAAACAUCGUUGCAAGGCA
Nothobranchius furzeri (turquoise killifish) is the source of this 6595-nucleotide messenger RNA. RefSeq names its product proline rich 36b (gene prr36b). The record is from RefSeq and is a predicted model, not a curated record. NCBI's taxonomy places the organism in Eukaryota, Metazoa, Chordata, Actinopteri, Cyprinodontiformes, Nothobranchiidae.